Linum tenue is the source of this 1177-nucleotide messenger RNA. The record is from the annotation of a GenBank genome assembly. Lineage: Eukaryota; Viridiplantae; Streptophyta; Magnoliopsida; Malpighiales; Linaceae.
UUCAUACCGAGGAUCGCAAUCCGAUUGGCUGAUUCCUACCGGUUCAAACUUCAUAUUGGUGUCGUUCCUCGAUUACAAAUUCAAAUCCACGUCAAUCCUCUUUCUUCUUCUUCUUCUUCUUCUUCUCUCUCUAUCGCUAUUUGGCCGCUGUCUCCGCUGAAUUCUCUCCCUCCCUGAAUCCUAACCACCGCCAUGAGCGAGAAUCAGAAUCCCCCUCUUCAGCACGGUGAUCAACCCCCCAUUAAAGCAGCUCCUUCUCCAUCUCCUUCAGCAGAAUCCAAGGCUCCCGACUACGCCCCUUACCCGAAGCUCGACCCUAAAGACGUCGCGCCCCCUUCCGAGAAUUGGGCAGACGUUUCCAUGUCCGGUGGCUCCGUUGCUGCUGCUCCUCCGCCGCCGCCGCCGUCGGAAGCGUCUCGCUCUGCUCCUCCCGGUCCUACUCCCACCCUCGGCGGCGACGCUGCUACUACCCUGCCGGCCGAGUCCAAUCCUUACGUCUCCCCUGCUCCCGCCUCCAAGAACAAGAUGGAUGCGGUGAAAGACGUGCUAGGAAAAUGGGGGAAGAAGGCGGCUGAGGCGACCAAGAUGGCCGAGGAUCUUGCUGGCAACGUCUGGCAACACCUGAAGACGGGGCCUAGCUUUGCUGAUGCUGCCGUGGGAAGGAUAGCUCAAUCCACCAAGGUGCUUGCAGAGGGUGGAUACGAGAAGGUUGUUAUCCCAUUGCACCAACUGAAGGCUGUUAAUCCAUCAAUUAGCAAGAUCAACUCAUCCGAGAAGUACAUCCAGAUAAUCUCUAUCGACAACCACGAGUUUUGGUUGAUGGGUUUUGUAAACUAUGAGAGUGCAGUGAAAAAUCUUCAAGCAGCCGUCCCUCAUCCCGUCUAGAUCGCCAGACCAGCUAGCAAAAGCUCCACGGGGAGUCAAUCAGACGAUCAUGGAAAAAUGUUUCUGUAGAAGAUAUAUAGGUGAAAAGAACCCCAUGUACAUUUUUCUUAAAACAUUUAUUUGGUUCUCACCGUUUCUUUCACCCUUACUGCCUUUUACAUAUUCCUUGGUUUCGAACUCUGGAUUGUAAAUGAUUCUUGUGCUAUGUUGCGUAGGGACGUGUUUUCAGUUUUAAGGGCACCUUUUUUUUCGCCUCCCACUUUUGUCUUCGCAGAAGAUUGGUCUAGUUUAC